Messenger RNA from Benincasa hispida (wax gourd), 1256 nucleotides. Its product is annotated as peroxidase 56-like. The record is from RefSeq and is a predicted model, not a curated record. Gene Ontology annotation, biological process: hydrogen peroxide catabolic process; response to oxidative stress. Gene Ontology annotation, molecular function: peroxidase activity; heme binding. NCBI's taxonomy places the organism in Eukaryota, Viridiplantae, Streptophyta, Magnoliopsida, Cucurbitales, Cucurbitaceae.
AUGGCCAUUAGUCCAAAGCUUUUCUUCCUUCUCUUUUUGCAGCUAAUGCUUGUAUCGUCUCUCUCGAACAUCGCCGGAGCACAAGACUUGGCGGUUGGGUUUUACCGGCGCAGCUGCCCCGGGGUGGAGUAUAUCGUCGCCAAAACGGUGGCUCAAUAUGUUAAGAAACAACCAACAAUAGCUGCUUCUUUGUUGAGAGUACACUUCCAUGACUGCUUUGUUAGGGGUUGUGAUGGUUCUGUACUAUUAAAUUCCAUACCAAACAACCCAGCUGAGAAAGAUGCCUUUCCCAACCUUAGUUUAAGAGGUUUCAAUGUCGUUGACGCCGUUAAAGCUGCUGUCGAAAAGCAAUGUCCUGGCAUCGUUUCUUGUGCUGAUAUCCUCGCUUUGAUAGCUCGCGACGCCGUUAGAAUGAUUGGAGGCCCACUGUGGGAAGUUCCGAUGGGAAGAAGAGACGGAACCGUAUCAAUCUCCAGAGAAGCUUUGAUUAAUUUGCCUCCUCCCUUCGCUAAUAUCUCAUCUCUCAAAACAAGUUUCCUCUCCAAAGGUCUCUCCGUCAAAGAUCUAGUCGUUUUAUCCGGAGCACACACAAUCGGAGUCUCUCACUGCUCCUCCUUCUCCAACCGCCUCUACAAUUUCACCGGCAAAGGCGACGCCGAUCCCAAACUAGACAAAUACUACGCCGUCGCACUCAAGAAGAAAUGCAAACCAAAUGAUCAGAAAACAAUCGUCGAGAUGGAUCCUGGAAGUUUCAAGACCUUCGAUCAAAGUUACUAUACUCUCGUUUCCAAGAGAAGAGGAAUGUUCCAGUCCGAUUCCGCUCUUCUCGACGAUCCUGAUACCAAAGCCUACGUUCAGUUUCAGUCCAGUACACGCGGCGCUACUUUCGCCGCCGAUUUUGCUGAAUCCAUGAUCAAUAUGGGGAAUAUCGGCGUCCUCACCGGUACCGACGGCGAAAUUCGGCGCCGAUGUGCUUUUGUUAACUGAAUUUGCAGAAAUGGACGACGCGUUUUGCAGUUGCUUUUCAGUUGUGCAUUUUGAUUCGGUGUGUGGGUUUCUUGUUUUUGCUCCACUAGAUCGCGUGGUGAACACGUACGGUCGUGAUUUUAUCUUCGGUUAUCUUGUGGUUUUUUGUUUUUUGAAAUCGGAUAUCUUGUGAUUAAAUCCAAUUAUUUAUGUUAUUUAGUUUUAAAUUUCUUGAAAUUAAAAUCUUGGGUUCAUGAAUUUUUCUACCUGUGUAUUAUAUGUUCCUUUUC